AUGUAGCUCCAUCAACAGCUCGAUUAACUAGUCUGGUUGUGCUCUAGACUUCCCUUCUCUCAGCGCGACCAGGGCAGCUGCAGUCUGAACACAAAGUAACCCUUUUAGGCCCCACUUCUUCCACCCACCCCAAUGCCACACUAGUGCCCACACCUCAGCAGAGAAGACCGAAGCUCUAUCAGACAGCCACCUCCCCUGGUGUAUCUGAAACCAGGGAACAUGUAUCCCAAACCCUGCUCUCCCACUGCCUGUGUUCCUCUGUGAAGAUCUGCAAGUAGGGACCCCAUGCCCGCCAACAUUGAAAUGGCUCCCUUCCACAGAUCUCCCUAUAUGAUGUCAUCUUAGUUCCUAGGUCAUUGACUGCAUUGCUGUUGUUGCCACGUGAGCAGGUCAAUAUGAGUGGAGAGAGGGAAACGUUGAUGGAUGAAAUCGAACAGAGUUUAUACACUUUAACCAAGUACAAUUUACGCUGCCUGUGUGAACGCAUUGCAAUAGGUGGCAAGGAUGGCUCCAAUGUUCAAGGAAAGAAUCACCAUCACUCAUUGCGCCGUAACAUCCUGGAGGAACUUUGGGAACAUGCAGAUUCAAUGGAAUCGGAGGAGCAGGGAAUGUCUUGGUUAAACCAACUGAAAGAGGACAUCAGAAAGAUACAGGAGGAUGGUAGAUGUGCACCUUUGAGUCCCAGCCAAUCCAUUGAUGAUGAUGAUGCUGUAGACUGUGAUGAAGAAGGGAACCAGAAGGACAUGGAUUGGUUACCUUGCAAAAGGCUGGAGGCGGAGACCAUGAGUCCCAGCCAAUCCAAUGAUGAUGCAGACUGCGAUGAAGAAUGGGAUGAGGAUGACAGGGAUUGGUUGCCUAGCAAAGGGCAGGAGGCGGAGCCAGCUCCAGAGAGUCACAAACCAGAGCAGAGGGAGAAGAGAGUUAUUUGUUUCCCCUGUCUGUCCCCUCCUGGUAAUGCCUUACUGCUGGGUCUGAAGAGGGUGUCUGUGCGGCUGGUCGACUGCAGGAAAACACCGGGGUUGAGAGGAACUGCUGGAGGAGGAGACGUGGAGGAGGAAGGAGAUGUGAUUCAUCAAAGAGAGAGACGUGGCAACCGUGGAUCUUCUGGGGAGCCUCAACAACAACAUCAUCAUGCUGACGACCCAGACUGGAGUCUUCCCACAUCAAAACACCUAAGCAAACAAUCGCAGAGACAUACAGGGAAGAAACCACACCACUGCUGCUCUGACCGUGGGAAGACUUUCGGUGGUCCAGCGACACUCAAAAUGCACCAAAGAAUCCAUACAAGAGAGAAACCUUACCGCUGCUCACAGCGUGGGGAGACGUUCAGUCAAAAAUUGACUCUUAAGAUGCACCAGCAAAUGCACACUGGGAAGAAACCUCACCACUGCUCUGACUGCGGAAAGAGUUUCAGUGUUUUAUCAAGGUUGAAAAUCCAUCAAAGCACCCACACCGAAUAUAAACCAUUCCAGUGCUCCAAGUGUGGGAAAGGUUUUGCAAACAACCACUAUCGAAAAAUACAUGAGAAAACGGUACACGAGCCUCCCGCAGAAAGGUCUUACCACUGCUCUGACUGCGGGAAGAGCUACAGUUUUUUAUCAACCUUCAAAAACCAUCAAAGGAAACACACAGGAGAGAAACCAUUCCAAUGCUCCAAGUGCGAGAAAAGUUUUGCUCAAAAAUCCACUCUAAAAGCACACAAGCAAACACACAUGCCUGCCACAGAAAGGCCUUACCAAUGUGCCUACUGCAAGAAGAGGUUUUGUAUUUCGGCAUCCUUUAAUUUGCAUAUGAGAAUGCAUACUGAAGAGAAACCAUUCCAAUGUUCCGACUGCGGAAUGCAGUUCAUUCAAGCCUACUUACUGAAAUUACACGAGUUUAAACACAAGCCUGCUGACGAAAGGCCCUUCCGCUGCUCAGAAUGUGAUGCGGGUUUUGCCACGAAAGGUAGUCUAAAAUUUCACCAGCUGAUGCACAACCCGGGAGAGAGACCUUACCGCUGCCUUGAGUGUGGACAUUGUUUCUCUCAUCCAAUAUAUCUGAAGAAACACCAGAAAAGGCACAGUAAAGACAAGUCCAUUGUCUGCGACCUGUGCGGGAAGACUUUCAACCAUCCAAGCAACUUCAGAACUCACAUGAAGAUACACCGAGGAGUGAAACCGUACCACUGCCCUGACUGUGGCAGGAGCUUCAUAUUCCGCCAAGGUUUAGCAACACACCAGCGUGUGCAUACCGGAGAGAUGCCUUACGUCUGUGAUCAAUGUGGGAGGAGGUUUUCUCAGUCCCAUUCUUUGGUGACACACCAACGAACACACACCGGGGAGAAACCUUACCCAUGCUCUGUCUGUGGGAUGAGCUUCAGUCGGUCACAAAACCUGGCUGCACACAAGAGAACUCAUACUGGAGAGAAGCCUCACGCCUGUGAUCAGUGUGGGAAGAGGUUUUCCCGAACCGAUGCACUGGCUGUACACAAGCGCACCCACACCGGAGAGAAGCCUUACAGUUGUGAUAUAUGUGGGGAGAGGUUCACCUAUUUAGUAGGCAUGUUGAAACAUAAGAAAGUACAUGGACAUCCUGCAGGUGACGUACUGUGUGCUGAAUGGCCUCAGAACAAUUCUAGCUCUGCCUAUGAAUAGGGUAAAUCCAUUUGAAUUCAAUCACUUUUUGACUGCAUCCCUUUUGAUGUAAGCAAGACUUUCCAUACAUGU
This is a messenger RNA of Coregonus clupeaformis (lake whitefish), 2708 nucleotides long. Its product is annotated as zinc finger protein 2 homolog. Gene Ontology annotation, molecular function: RNA polymerase II cis-regulatory region sequence-specific DNA binding; DNA-binding transcription factor activity, RNA polymerase II-specific. The record is from RefSeq and is a predicted model, not a curated record. The coding region runs from base 396 to 2636 and encodes 746 amino acids. The transcript has 3 exons. Lineage: Eukaryota; Metazoa; Chordata; Actinopteri; Salmoniformes; Salmonidae. Gene Ontology annotation, biological process: regulation of transcription by RNA polymerase II.